AUGACAGAAAUGUCAGCUGUCAAAGGUGGGAGUGUCAAGGUGUUGUUUAACAUCGAUAUGAGGUUCCGUCGGCGAAUUCCGAGAAAGUUUGGGAGAUUUACGAUAACGCUGCUCGCACAAACACGACAUACUGUGACAAGGUCUAUAGUACCGCAUUCGCAUACAGUCCGUCGACAGAAGAUGAACAGUGGAUAUGCGAUUUGCCUUUUAAGUGGGUUCCUGUUUGGUCACCUAGCUGGCGGAGCAAUAACUAAUGUAACGUUAGUGAAUGGUGGAUCACCAGAUGUCGGUCGCGUGGAAUUAUUGAAAGAUGGUCAAUGGGGAACCAUUUGUGAUGACGAUUUUGACAAGGAUGAUGCUUUGGUUAUCUGUAGAAUGAUGAACAAAACAGUGGAUGAGUCCAGUGUGUCUACAAUCGAUCGAGCAUUUUUUGGCCAAGGCCAAGGUAGCAUAUUCUUACCGGGCUUGGGAUGUUCUGGAACUGAGACAAGUAUUGAAGACUGCUCCUACUUAAGUUAUAUCCAUUGCACACACUCAGAGGAUGUAUCGGUCGUUUGUAGUUUAGACGGCUUUUCAAUUGGGAUUCCCAACAAUGGCUUGUUAUACAAAGGGCAGCUUACUGUUAUUUUCCCGAAUAACUACACUGGACCUAUCUGUGCCGAGAGUAUUCAAACCCCAGAGGCAAAGGUCAUAUGCAGGGCACUAGGCGCACCGUGGACGUAUUCCUAUCCGCUUCCUAGACCAGGACAAUAUUUUUCCACAAUCUAUGGUGUAAUGACACAUAUGACUUGCCAAGGAAAUGAACAUAAGAUAUCUGAAUGUACCAAUAUGGACAUAGGGUACCAUAAGCAGUGCACGGAUGGUUUGGCGUCGGUGGUUUGUUCGGGUAUAUCCCUUUUUGUGCCAUCAAUAUUAUUGCAAAGAAAUAAAUAUACCAUAGAAAUGGACCAACAAAUUAUCAAUGAAUUAUUGACGACAAUUCAAUAUCAAGCAUGCAUCAAACAAAUAUAUAAAACUGGGAAUAAAUCCCAAAAAAUUCAACGGCACGACUUGUCGAAGGUUCUACGCCAUAUGAAGGCAGACUGGAGAUCCUCCAUAAGGGUGAAUGGGGAACUGUCUGUAACAGUGGGUUCGGACGCAUCGAAGCACGGAUGGAAAAAAAGUCCUAUCCGUUUAACUGGCGGGGAUUCAACAGCUCAGGGUCGCGUCGAGAUAUAUCACGAAGGUAGAUGGGGCACUGUGUGUGACGACGGGUUUGACAUUAAUGAUGCAAAGGUUGUGUGUAAACAGCUAGGACAUCCAAGUGACAACCCAUACAUUGUCAAAGGGAACCUGUUUGGUGAUGGAAAAGGUCCUAUAUGGCGUAGCAAUUCAGGUUGUACUGGACAGGAAGACACAAUUGAGGAAUGUGCAGGAUUGCCUUGGGGAGAUAACACAUGUUCCCAUGACGAGGAUGUCGGCAUUAUAUGUAGAAGUCCUGGACUAGAGUGUUACACUUGCGAUGGUGUGAUAAACCCAAUGACGUGUAAUGAAACCGAACGAUGUGGAAACGGGGGGAUCUGCGAGCAAACAGUGUACACGACUAAUGGUAAAAGGCGCCAUUCUAUGACAUGCAGGAGUCAGUUGACUUGUAACGCUAUGAAGAGCUCCCCAGUUACAGUAGGCCGAAGAAGCAAGCACGAACGACAAACCGCUUCAAACUUCCGGUUUGACUGCUGCUCAACACCUUUGUGUAACAGGAACCUCUUUGAUUUGGAACCGUCCAGUCAAGGUGCUUCUAGCACGUCAUGCAUGGACGAUUCCGGUGUUGACUGCCAAGCCUUAGAUCAUGCCACCAAUGUUUGUAAAAACAAAGGAGCAGCAGAAACCCUUUGUCCAAAGCACUGCGGCUUGUGUUCCUAACCUUUUUUUGUAUUUACAAAUGCACACAGGGAAAUCUGAGAUACAGUAAAAUACAUAUAUC
Molecule: messenger RNA, 1963 nt
Organism: Mizuhopecten yessoensis (Yesso scallop)
Lineage: Eukaryota; Metazoa; Mollusca; Bivalvia; Pectinida; Pectinidae
Product: deleted in malignant brain tumors 1 protein-like
Exons: 13
Coding region: 1-1902 (633 amino acids)
Cellular component (GO): membrane
Source: RefSeq, a predicted model, not a curated record